CUAAAACUAGCAAAGAAUUUAUUUUUCUUUUUCUUUCUUUUCAUAGUGGAGCCUUAUGAAGAAGACCGGAAAAUGAAAGAAAGAGUAUAGCACAUGAAUGAGGAAAGAAAUAGAAUCAGAAGGGGAGAGAUGGUGAGAGGAAAAACUCAGAUGAGGCGUAUAGAGAACGCGACAAGCAGGCAAGUCACUUUCUCAAAACGCAGAAAUGGUUUGCUAAAAAAAGCAUUUGAACUUUCAGUACUAUGUGAUGCUGAGGUUGGAUUGGUUAUCUUUUCUCCAAGAGGAAAGCUCUAUGAAUUUGCCAGCUCUAGCAUGCAGGAGAUAGUCGAGCGCUAUAAGAGGCAUUCUAAAGACAAAGUUCAACCUGAAAACCAAGCCGUGGGACAAAAUAUGCAGCAUUUGAAGCAUGAGACAGCAAGUUUGAUGAAGAAGAUAGAACUUCUUGAUACAUCUAAAAGGAAACUCUUGGGAGAAGGUUUAGGAUCCUGCACCCUAGAAGAACUACAGCAAAUAGAAAAACAAUUGGAGCGGAGUGUUAGUGCCAUCCGGGCGCGAAAGAUGCAAGUCUUUAGGGAACAGAUGGAUAGAUUGAAAGAAAAGGAGAAAGCCCUUGCAGUUGAAAAUGCAAUGCUGAGGGAGAAGUUUGGAGGCCUUCAACAGAGACAAACAUCAAGCGGAGAGAAGGAAGGAGAAGUUAUUUGUAUAGAGGGAGGUAGCGAUAAAUCGGAUGUGGAGACAGAAUUGUUUAUUGGACCACCUGAUGAAUGUAGAAUAAGGCGUCCCUUACAGAAUUGAUCAUAUAUAGGUGAAUUAUCUUUGGAGUACUGUCCCAUGUAUAAAUUUUGAUCAAUUAUCGAAUAUUAUUACCUGCUUAAUGAUUUUUGUACUCUCGCCAGCAAUUUAUAGGGCUUAUAUGUGGUUAAUUUUCUCUCUUACGCGCAGCUAAUGGACCUUUGAUCACUUCUGUA
Nicotiana tabacum (common tobacco) is the source of this 968-nucleotide messenger RNA. The record is from RefSeq and is a predicted model, not a curated record. Lineage: Eukaryota; Viridiplantae; Streptophyta; Magnoliopsida; Solanales; Solanaceae.